CUUCACCGGCACAUGGCUACAAGACAGCUCACCUUGAGUAUUAGCCCACUAACACCCAUAAAAUCCCACCUCAUUGAUUAUUAGCUGAGAGCUGAGAGGCGAGCCACUUUUGCUAUUGGCCAUUCAAUAUUUCCAGUAUGUUGGGUCUGAUCCACCUGGUCCGUAUGCCGGUUCAGGGGAUAGCCCCACGAAAUCGGUGAACACCAAGCGUAACCCGUUACUUAUAAUAAGCCAACUUUCAUAUUGAGCAGUUACCUGAGUAAUCUAGAUAACAAUCAUUUCAAAAUGGAUUACGACACAUGGCGACACCGAGUUGUUGAAGUAGAACCUUCCGUGCGCAUCGCCUAUAUCGACUGCCCUUCCAAAAACAAGAAACCACAACGAGGUGUGAUAUUGCUUAUACAUGGCUUCCCCCAAACCUCAUACCAAUUCCGGCAUGUUAUCGAUCCCUUUUCAAGGGCGGGAUACCGCGUCAUAGCCCCCGACUAUCGCGGUGCAGGAGGUUCUUCCAAGCCUGCUACAGGCUUCACCAAAUCCACCAUGGCGCGGGAUUUCGUGCGCCUACUAAACGCCCUUGAGAUACAUGAACCGGUUCACCUUAUCGGCCAUGAUAUCGGAGGGAUGAUCGCAUUUGCCAUGGCGUCAAAGCAUCCGUCACGAGUAGCGAGUAUCAAUUGGGGAGAAUGCCCCUUGCCCGGAACAGAGGUAUUUACGGAAGAACUUACUACGCACGCGGUUCAGCAAUUUCAUUUCGUCUUCCACAAUGUGCCAGAUCUGGCUCUAGCACUCGUGACAGGCCGUGAGCAUAUCUACGUGUCUCACUUUUUCCAGAAACUCGCGUAUAACAGAGCUGCAAUCAAGCCUGAAGACAUCGAUCACUAUGUUCAAGCUUAUGAGCAGCCCGGUGCGAUGAGGUGCGCUUUUGAGGUCUACCGAGCGUUUGAGCAGGAUGCCAAAGAGUGUUUGGAAUGGAUAUCGUCGUACGGAAAGCUGAGUCUCCCGGCUUUAUCGUUGAGUGGGAUCGAAAGCAGGCAUCUUGAACAUGCGGGGGGGAUGUUUGCAGAAGUUCACCAGAAGGGUACCUACGAGAUCGUGGCUAUCCCCGACUCGGGCCAUUAUAUUGCGGAAGAGAACCCGCUAUGCUUUGUUAAGGAGUCGCUAAGUUUCAUCGAACAGGCGACAUUAGGGCCGAAAUAACUUGAUGGGAGAUGUGUACCUAGCUAAGCCGACGUUUUAGCUACACACAAUGCGCCAACCAAUGUACAUAUAUCUAAUCGAGAUAUACCUAAGUAUCAUAGAAUCAUUGAUGUGGCAUAUUCUUUGCCAAACCGCCAAUUCAAGUUAUUCUGCAGUGGA
Annulohypoxylon truncatum is the source of this 1356-nucleotide messenger RNA. Its product is annotated as soluble epoxide hydrolase. NCBI's taxonomy places the organism in Eukaryota, Fungi, Ascomycota, Sordariomycetes, Xylariales, Hypoxylaceae. The record is from RefSeq and is a predicted model, not a curated record. The transcript is spliced from 2 exons. Gene Ontology annotation, molecular function: hydrolase activity. Bases 286 to 1197 code for a protein of 303 amino acids.